GCCUCAGCAAGGCAGUGAGGUGUUUACCACCGCGGGGAGGAGGAUGGCUGCCACCUGCGCUCGUGCCACUCUCUACUGAAGCCCUGUCACCGCCUCCCCGUGGGCCGCGCCUCGUCGGUGGCCGGCGCCCCUGUGUGUGUGGUGGUGGAGUGGUGGCAGUGCCGUGGUUGCCGUGUGUUGUGCUGGGCAGGGGGGGAGGGGCAGUGUGCAGUGCCCAGCCUCAGUGUGAGUGCAGCCAAACAUGAGUCGGUGCGCCAGGGUCGGGUCAGCUGUGUCUUGGGCCGAGCCUGUCUGCGUGGUGUGCGGGCUUGGGCACGCUGUCUCCGCGGCCACCAGGGUGUGGGCAGCUGGAAAAUCAAUAUCCCACCAGUGCAGUGCCGUGCCGGGCAGUGUAAGGGAAUGCCUGCAGCAGUGACCAUAUUCACCCGCCCCCCUGCUACUUUCCUCCUCUCCCUUCCCUUGCCCGCCCUCUUCCCCUCCUCCUCCUCUUCCUCCUCGCUCUUCUCUUCCACCUCCACCUCCUGCAGCAGCAGUGUGAAGGGGCAUGCGAGGAGGCGUCCCACGGACCGUGCUGCUGCUGCUGCUGCUGCUGGUGCUGCUGCUGCUAUCUUGAGGUGACUGGCUGCCGCCACAGGUAGUGAGUGCCACAGACAGUCAAGAUGCAAGCCAAAAAACGAUAUUUGCUCUUAUUCAGCUGUUGUGCGUUCCUCUUCUUUGGUUACUUUGGCUACCACCACUUCAAGGCUCACCGGCAGAGCAAGUGGCACCACCACCUCUCCAGCUAUUCAGAGGACUCUGACCUGCUGCAGGAUGAAGACAUUUCCCCCAGCCCUCGCUUCCACCGGCUCAGUGAUAGUGGAGGUGGUGGUGGUGGUGGUGGUGGCAGUGGUGGUGACACGCGGGACUGUCGCAUGGAGACCUGCUUUGACUUCAGCCAGUGUGACAGAGGGUUCAGGGUGUACGUGUACCCCAUAGACGACAACGUUCCGCCCAGUGCCAGUUAUGCCAAGGUGCUAAAUGCCAUCCGUGAGUCUGGCUACUACACGUCCGACCCCAGCCAGGCGUGUGUGUUCGUGCUGAGCCUGGACACCCUGGACCGGGACACACUGAGCAAGGAGUACGUACGCAACAUGCAGUACAGGGUGCAGCGGCUGGCCCUCUGGAACAACGGCCAGAACCACAUCAUAUUCAACCUGUACUCGGGCACCUUCCCGGACUACCUGGAGGACCUGGGCUUUGACCUGGGCAAGGCAAUCCUCGCCAAGUCCAGCAUUUCCAUCGAGAACUUCCGGCAGGGGUUCGACAUCUCUCUGCCGCUGUUCCACAAAAGCCACCUGGAGAAGGGGGGUGAGGAGGGCUUCCUGGAGUCCAACAAGUUUCCCGGGAACAAGAAGUACCUGCUGUCAUUCAAGGGAAAGCGUUAUGUGUACGGCAUUGGCAGCGAGACGCGGAACAGCCUCUACCACCUGCACAAUGAGAGGGACAUCGUGCUGCUCACCACCUGCAAGCACGGGGACAGCUGGAAGGGGUACAAGGAUGAGCGCUGCGACCACGACAACGCAGAGUAUGACAGGUACGACUAUGAGGUGCUGAUGCGCAACUCCACAUUCUGCCUGGUGCCGCGGGGUCGACGGCUGGGGUCCUUCCGCUUCCUGGAGGUGCUGCAGGCAGGGUGCAUCCCAGUGCUGCUGGCCAACGGGUGGGAACUGCCUUUCAAUGAGGUGGUGGACUGGUCCCGUUGCACCAUCCAGGCCGACGAGAGGCUACUGCUGCAGGUGCCAGAGGUUGUGAGAUCCAUCAAUGCCUCUCAGAUGCUACAGAUGAGGCAACAGACGCAGCUCAUUUGGAACAGAUACUUCUCCUCCGUUCAGAAAAUUGUCUUUGCAACGCUGGAGAUCCUGGCGGACAGGGUCAAGAGGUCAAGGGCACGGCCGCUGUCGGUGUGGAACAGUGACCCCGGCGCCCUGGCCAUCAACUUCUCCUUCUCCGAUUACCUGCCACACUUCCCCUUCUACCACGACGCCCUCGGCACUGCGCCACACUCCAGAUACACAGCGGUGGUGUCGGUAAGUCAUGGCGGCAGUGGUCCCAUACACACCACGCCACUCUACAGACUCAUCAAGAACAUUUCGAAGAGCAAGUUUGUCGGCAAGAUCGUGGUGGUGUGGACGAGCCCUCAGGUGGCACCCCCAGAGAGCAGACUCCCCGGGGGCUCGGUGCCAGUACACGUGGUGGUGCCGGCGGACCCCUCUCCCUCGGCACGGCACGCCCCACACCCACUAGUGACCUGGGAUGCCGUUUUCUCCCUGGAUGAGGACGUGACGCUUACCACUGAUGAGCUGGACUUUGCCUUCACUGUGUGGCGCACCUUCCCUGACCGCCUAGUGGGGUACCCGGCGCGCUCACACCACUGGGAUGAGGCUAAGGGCGGGUGGAGCUACAGCAGCCGGUGGACCAACUCGUACUCUGUGGUGCUGAGCGGCGCGGCCAUCUACCACCGAUACUGGCAGCACGUGUACACCCACCAGGCCCACCCCAGCCUGCUGGCCGCCGUCACCACCACUGCCAACUGCGACGACCUGCUCCUCAACCUGCUGGUGGCUGCCGUCACUCGCCGCCCACCCAUCAAGCUCACCCAGCGCAAGCAAUACAAGGACCCCGCCUCGGAGGCCAAGUGGGUGUGGACGGAGCAGAGCCACUUCCAGCAGCGCAGUGUGUGCCUGAACACCUUCGUGUCGGUGCUGGGCUUCAUGCCGCUGCGGCACUCCAACCUGCGCCUGGACCCGGUGCUGUUCAAGGACAAGGUGUCCAUGCAGAGGAAGAAGUACCGACAGAUUGAGAAGAUCGGCAGCUAACGACAGCUGAGGUUUAGGUUCUCAAAACUUUUAGUGUUUGGUGGAUACUUUGUGCUGAGCGACGGCCUCAACCUCAACUCGGAGGAGACUCUCUAGGCCACAGUAGCUGCGGCGGCGGCCGACGGCCUGCUGCUCCCUUGCAGACUCUCUGGGUCGGCUGCACUCUUGAUGCCAACUCGGAGCGAACUCUGUAUUAAGGGCAAGUGUCUCAGCAGUGAUGCCAACGCAGAGAAAACUCUCUAAGUCAGGUGGUGUGAGUCUGUGCGUGUGAGUCUUAAGGGUGACAACACACCAGCCACCACCACCACCACCACCACUACCACUACCACCGUCACUCUCACUUGCUCACCACCUCCCGUAUGUGGUGGUGAUCCAUCUGUUUGCUUCUCUUGACCACUUCCAUUAGGCAUCACCAUAGAAAAGUACUCCACUCCACUCCUCUCCACUCCACCUGAUGUGUGUCCUGUUGUCCCAUGUGUCACUCUUCCUCUCAAGUCUCCACUUCACCACUCAUGAGAUGAAUAUUGUCGUUUCAUUACUCCACUAAGCCUUAUUGUUUAUCUCAUCUGACAUACAUGUAUAAAUAUUAGACCACUUGGAACCACAUGUCAUUCCUCCCAAGGCACCUCAUACAAACACUCACAAUUUGACCUGAAGGGGAGCUGAAUCUUUACCAAUGACACGACUUCACUGGCUCAGAAAAUUUGUAACCAGAACACAGGAAAAGCACAUUAGGCAUUACACCAAGACGACCUUCGGGCCACAAGAUCAUGUAUACAAACACACAAACAUACAAAACACACAAACAUACAAAUCUGUAACCAGGAGAACACAGGAAUAGCAUUUUAGGCAUUACACCAAGACAACCUUUGGGCCACAAGAUCAUACAUACAAACAUACAAACAUACCAAGGCCAUCUCCCUGAAAAAAAAAGGCAGCUAAGACAAGGCACAUAGCUUGCACACUCACACUCCUUACCACCAUUCUCUUAACCCUUUGGCUCCCAGCAGAGGAUCAGUGCAAGAUUAUAGUAAGACGGAUUUUUACCUGUAACAGGCCUAUCACCUUCACUGGGCCAGGAAACCAAACUGUAACCAAAUGAAGGCAAGGAGAGCUCUUUAACUGAUAGGCCAAGACAGCUUUUAGGCUCUUAGUGUGACAAAUUUUUACCUAUGAGGCCUGACACCUUCACUGUGCCAGGAAACCAAACACCAACCAAACAAAGACAAGGAAGGCUCUUUAGAUGGUAGGCCAAGACAACUUUUAGGCUCUUAGUGUGACAAAUUUUUACCUAUGAGGCCUGAGACCUUCACUGUGCCAGGAAACCAAACUGUAACCAAAUGAAGAUAAGGAGAGCUCUUUAGUUGGUAGGCCAAGAUAGCUUUUAGGCUCUUAGUGUGACAAAUUUUUACCUACGAGGCUUAUCACCUUCACUGUGCCAGGAAGCCAAACUGUAACUAAACAAACACAAGAAAGGCUCUAGAUGUUAAGCCAAGACAAUUUUUAGGCUCAUGAUCAUAGUGGGACCUUUAAAUCUUCAACUAUAAGGUCUUUGCUGAGCCAGGAAACUAAACCAUGACUAGGACACAAGGAAAGCAGCUUAAACUAGACCCAGGGUGACUGUCAGGACAUAGGAUCAUUUGAAGACGCUGUGAGUGAGAGGUUGUGGUGGUGGUUGUAGUGGUGGUGGUGGUGGUGGUGGUGGUGGUGGUGAAGUGGCGCAUCAUCAUCGUCGUCAUUAUCACCACAAUCUUCCCGCAGACAGAACUGUUGAAGAGAAAUUGGCGUUCAGGUUGAGUAUGUGCAUUUUUCUUGAUUUCUUGCUCCCAGUGAACCAAUGACUUCUGUAAGUAAGUGUCAUUCAGAGCGAGUCCUGAACACAAAGCUUGAACAGUCAGUCAGUCAGUCAGUCAGUCUUUGUACCCUGCGUUGUAGUCACUCAUUGUACAUAGAUGUUUGUGUGUGCGUGUGCAUGUGUGUGUGUAUGUGUGUGUGUGUGUGUGUGUUGGAGUGUGAGGUAAGUGUGUUGUAGUGGAGGAUGUGAGUGAGUCCUCCAGUCUCUGUGUUACAAGUUGUUUAUGAGAAGGCAGCUCAAGACAAGCCGUGUGUAUUUGCCCGUCUGUCUGUCUGCCUGUCUGCCUGUCUGCCUGUCUGUUACUCUCCUGGUUCGACUCAAUGGGAGAGGAACAAGAGGAGCCUAAUUCAACUUCCAUUAUGUGUCUGCUGCGUUGUGUGGACGGCUGGCUACCCAUUAGACAUAUCAGCUGUUGGGUGUUAAAAAAUGUGUGUGUGUGUGUGUGUGUGUUUGUGUGUAAGUGACUGAGUGUGUGUCCAAGUGAGUGUCUGUAUGUGUGUGUGUGUGUGUGUGUGUGUGUGUGUAAGUGACUGAGUGCGUGUGCGUCGUUUUAUACUCAAAAUAGUGCGACGUUUUUUGAUACAGGAAAAGAUUGACAGUUUAAGAAAAAAAAAUUGAAUGCUGUCUGUGUAGAGAGAGAGAGAGAGAGAGAGAGAGAGAGAGAGUCACUAGGUAAAGGUGCAGUGGAUGGUGCCAAUAAUUUGUUGCUCCAUAUAACAUGUACAGUAAGCAAUUCCACAGUCAUAUUACGUCUUUUAAGUGUUCAUUCUCUGUUAGGUUGGGAUGUCAAGCUCAAAAGACUUGUAGCAUAUAUUAGUUCGUCACUACAUUAAGUUUGAGGGUUUUGAGGUGAAGUGAAGUGAAGGAAGGAAGGUGAGGAAGAGGAAGUAAGGUGGAGUUAGGCAUGAGGAAGUGGAAGUGAGAUGGUUAGCAAGGAAGGGAGAUGAGGAAGCGAAGGUGAGGUGGAGUUAGGCAAGGAAGGUGAAGGAAGGAAGACAAGGAAGAGGAAGUGAGGUGAAGUUAGGUAAGGGAAGGUGAAUGAAGGAACAUGAGGAAGUGAAGGUGAGGUUAGGCAAGGAAGAUGAGGAAGUGAGGUGAAGUGAGAAAGAUAAGGAAGCGCAGUUAAUUGAGACGUGCAUGUGAAGAUAGGAAGAGAAGGAAGUGUGGUGAGGUGUGCUAGUUAUUCCUCCUCCUGGAUUUUAUGAAUAGAGGAAGGAAGAAGUGAAGGAGUGAAGGAAAGGAAGGUUGUUGAUACUUUAUGCUCAUGUACUUGUGAAUGAAGGAAAAAAAGGGUGUUGAAUGAAUGUGUUUCCCUCCUGUGUAUUCCUGAAAAAAAGUAGGAAAGAUGAGAAUGAAAGAAGGAAAGAGAAGGACUGUAUAUUAAUUUCUCUUCUUCCUUCAGUUUUCUUUCAUAUUAAGCAAAAUGAAGGAAGAAGAGAUGUGAUUCUGUUUGUGAAGGAAGGAAGGAAGGAACCUGGGAAGGAGAGGAGGUUGUUGAGAAGGAAGGAAGGAGGGAGUGAAGGAGAGGUGGUGUGAUUCUGUUUGUGAAGGAAGGGAAGAAGGAAGCUGAGAAAGGAUAGUAGGAAGGAAGAAAGGCAGGGAGAGUUUGUUAGCCUCCUCCUCCUCCUCCUCCUCCUCCUCCCUGGUGGUGGUGAUGGUGGUGGUCUUCAAGUCAUUCCAGAGUUCCUGUCAAUGCUCUAGAGUUAGGGAUGGAGGUAAACAGUGAAAUAAACAAACAAACAAACAAACAAACAAACGAACGAAUGAACAAACGAACAGAUAAUAUACUAAAUGAAUUAUAUUGAUCGUUGUUACUCAUUCAUCAUCACUACUAUUGUAUUACUUAACUACUACUACUACUACUACCAUUGUGGCUACGACUACUUGAAAACAAUACUCUAAAUGAUCUUUUCCUCGCUAUUGCAUUGUGGUAUCUUAUCUUGACUAUUGCCUGUGUUGUGUUCAUGUAACCUCUUGUGUUCUGGGGCACUAUGAGAGAGAGAGAGAGAGAGAGAGUCAUAGUAAUGUGUAUCUCAAGUUUUGAAUCAUACUCAAGCUGUGAUGUGCCAAAAAAACUGUACUGGGCUAUGUGACUUAUUGUUAUUAUUAUUAUUAUUAUUAUUAUUAUUAUUAUUAUUAUUAUUAUUAUUAUUAUUAUUAUUAUUAUUGUCUUCUUCGGUAUUAGGUUGUCAUUAUUAUUAUUAUUAUUAUUACUAUUAUUAUUAUUUUAUUCUUGUUAUUAGGUCUUUAUCAACACUUGCAUUUGUUAUCAGGCACUAGUUUGUUAUUAUUAUUAUCAUCAUUAUUAUUAUCAUUAUUAUCAUUAUUAUUAUCUUGUGUAAUCACCUUCACCUGCAACUUAGCAAGACAGUGUGUGUGUGUGUGUGUGUGUGUGUGUGUGUGUAGCGAACCAUGCAAGUGUACAUGUGUCAUUUAAUAUUUUUCGAGAUUCACCAACGAAAACCUGCUGUCGGAACCCAUGAGUAUAUUAUUAGCACUUAUUUCCCCUCUUUUCAUUUUUUUAUUCUGCAUGCACCAAAUUUUUCCACGGUAAUCACCCUGACAUGUUGGCGAGACCUUUAAGUCCUUCAUGCAAGUCUUGAUCUCCCUGCAGGACAGUGCUGGAAAUGUUCUUAAAAGUUCACUUGUACACAUCUACUUAAAGGAAGGUCAGCAGGGGUGAUUGUUUAGCAGUAAGCCAGUGGUGAGAAGUCCCUAAAAUUGUCAGUCUUUUAUUAGGAAUACUUGUGCCAUAAUUCCUUUCCUUUUAUGAUUUAUGAGGUACCUGCUCUGCAUGUGUGUGUGUGUGUGUGUGAGAGAGAGGCAAGAAACACUGUCUUUGAUGGUGGUGGAAAUAUUACUCAUGGUGAAUUUCUCAGUGACUCAGUAUUCAUGCAUAGGAGUGUUCAUGGAUUCUCUCAUUGCCCACCAACUCACUGACUGACUGACUGACUGACUGACUGACUGACUGAGCAACACUUUCUCUUUCCUUCCCUUGUCAGUCAUCCACAGUGUUCAUCGAUUCUCUAUAGCUGACUGACUGACUGACUGACUGACUGACUGACUGACUGACUGACUGACUGACUGACUGACUGACUGACUGACUGACUGACUGACUGACUGACUGGCAUUACUUGUUUUUUAUCAGUCAUCCCCACUUACUCAAAUUCUCACAGCAAACAUCAUUUACGAAAGACAGGAAGCUGAACUUGUGAAGGACAUAUGGGACUUGUAAAUGACCAGAUAGAACCCAUAAGAGGGACUUGUAACAGAAAUAACCCUUGUGACUGGCCCUGUGACCUUUAGACACUGAGUUAGACUGUAAGGAAAGGAGGUGCAGUAACAGGACUAACAUAACCCUUGUGACUGGCCCUGUGACCUUUAGACAGUUAAUUAGACUGUAAGGAAAGUAUUGCAGUAAUAGAAUUUGGGUUAGACUGGCAGGGAGGGAAGGUACAGUCUCAUAGUCUCACCGUAUCCCCUUCACUCUUCCCUGCCCAGUCUCCCCCACCCCCCCUCACCCCUCCCAGUUGGCGCAGGAGUGUUAAACUAUACAUACGAGUAACACGAAAGAUUCCAUUUUCCAGGGACCACGUUUGAUCACCAGUGUAUUAAGGGAAGUGCGGAUCGAGUCGUUUCAUUCUCAUCCGUGUGGUAAAGUUGCCGUCUUGAGCGUUGUGUGUAGAUGAAGUGGAUUUUUUAUCAUGUAUAUGUGAAGAAGUGGAUUUUUAUUGCUAUUAUUUAUUAAUUUAUCUUUUUUUAUUGACUUAUUUUCCGUGUGUGUACGUGUGUGUGUUUGUUGAAGCCGCCGUUUGUUGGUUUGUUCGUCUGUUUCCCCAGUGAUGUGAUUAAGGUCCAGAUCAUCGACAAUAAAAGUAAUGGUAAAUGUAAUUCCUUAUGUCGUUGAAGACUUAUUGUAAUUUUUUCUUUAUUUGUUGUAAUGGGAACAGAUUCUCUCGUUAUUUUUGAUGCAUUUUGUCACUCUAGUAGACGAGAAUUAAGUGUUUGACAAUAAUAACAGUCACUUAUUCUUGGCUCUUAAUCUCUUGCUAAUUCUUUAUCUUCUUUUCCUCCAUUUUCUUUCUCUCUUUCCUGUUCAUUAUUAUCUCCCUCAUUAUUAUUCUCUAUUUUUUCUUAUUUUUCUCUCUUCUUCUUCAUUCCUCUGUCUCUCGCCCCCUCCUCCCUGCCAUUCUCCGUCCUCCGUUUUCUGUUCCGCUGGGUCGCGCUCAUUGUUAUCCUCGCAUUGUUAUCGUUGUGGUCUCUGGUGUGGUGACGGUUCUCACGCCUCAUUGCUCAUUGUCGGCAGUUGAAGCUCAUUCCCUUGUCGUUAAGUUCCUUCUGUUUUUCUAUGGUUUGUUUUUACUAUCUCUAUCUCUUUAGUUUUUGUUUGUUUCCUGUUUUUUUUUUAUUUCUUUCUUCUCGUCUUUAAUUUCCUUCUGUGAUUCUAGUUUUCCUUUGUUUCUUGUAUUUUUUUUUUUAUAUUUUGGUUUAUUUUUGGCAUUAUUUUCUCUUUUCCUGUCUUCAGUUUUCUUAUAUUUCCAUGGUUUGUUUUCCUAUCUCAAAUUUCCCCUUAUUUCCUAUAUUGUUUAGUUUAUUUCAUCAUUAUUCCCCCCCAGUUAUUAAGUUCCAUCCCUCUCUAUGGCAUUUUUUUCCUAUCUCUUUAGUUUCCCUUUAUCUCCUGCAUUCUUUUUAGUUUAUUUUACCACUAUUUCCCCUUUGUGCCUCUAAACCCCCAUUGUGUUAUUUCCGUAACCACUUAGUCUAUACAAAUUAACCCUUUCCCCGCUAACUGGUACACCUUUCCUUAAUUACCAAUCAUCUUUACUACUCCUACAGCCACAUCUAUCUUUUAAACUGUGUAGAAACUGGAAAAUCUAUUGUUUUUUUUAAUCCCCUUCCUUGUAGAGGUUUUGAAAGAUUUAAUUCAUUAUCUUCUGUUGUAGUUAAAGGGUUAAGAUAUGUUUUCCCCCGCCCCCUUCCUAUGUGAUGCUGUGCUGUGUUGCUAUUGCUGUUUGUUUUCUCCCGUAGUGAAGGUUUAAGUAAGUAUUUAUAUGUUGUAAACUUGUGUGAUUCAAAAGGUGCAUUUUUUUUCUUAAGUAUUCUGUGUAAGUCACUUUUUAGGUUGAAAAAUUGUUGUAUAUUUUACGUGCUGUGCUGUCAUCUUGUUUUUCCUCUCAUUUUUCCCUGUGAGUGAGGAAAAUGGCCGGUUUUAGAUGUUUCAUUCUGUACUGUGGAGUGUUUCAUUGGUUUUUCUCUCUUUUCAUGCAGUGGAGGAGGAAAAUUUAUGUAUCUAUUAAGGAAAAUGGCCAUUGUGAAGUUUGUUUUCUCUAUUGUGGAGCACGUGAUUAGUUUUUCCUCUUUUCACACAGCUGAGGGGGAAAAUUUAUAUAUCAAGUAAGAAAAAUGUCCGUUAUUAAGUGUUUUCUCUAUCGUGAACACUUAAUUAGUUCUCCUCUCCUUUCAAACAGCUGAGGAGGAAAAUUUAUCCCAAGAAAAGGAGGUAGAGCAUUUAAUUAGUUUUUCCCUUCCUUUCAAACAGCUGAGGAGGAAAAUUUAUCCCCCAGGACUAAAAAAAUCUAUACCCUGUAGCAUUUGGUCCUAAGUCUCAUCCCACACCGCGUCCUGUCGCAACAACAACAACAAACAACAACAAUAUACUCACAAGAUGCCAUAAAGGAAAAUACGGCAAAAAAAUAAAUGAAUAAAAUAAAUUACGUAAUGAACUAUAUAAUUUUUUUUUUCCGUGAGAUACUUGAAUUACUUAUCUUGUCUCUGGUUAAUUUGGAAUCUUUGCCUCCAUUUUCUUUUUUUUUUUUUUUUUUUUUUUGUUUACUGUGGCAACGGUUUCACUUUUCUGGAUUUUUGAUAUUUUGUGUUCGUUUUUAUCGUCUCAUUUCUGGUGCAAUCUUACGUUAUUAUCUGAUAUUCUUCUAUGUCGCUCUAUUUCACUAUCUUUUAUCUCUGUCUCUUAUAUAAGACCAGCAACUUGUAGGCUUAAUAUCUUGCAGCUUCCCUUAUUUUAUUAUUUUUUUUCUCUCUGUUCUGUCUCUCUUACAAACACACACACACACACACACACACACGUUCUGUUCCCAGGUCUACAUCACAAGCACGGCCGUCUUGAUAUUAAAUACUGUAGCAUAAUUUACUUAUUGUGAGAGUAAGAGUGGUGUGAGUGAGCGUGUGCGUGACGAGCGAGCGAGCAAGCGAGUGAGUUAGUGAGUGGGCGAGUGGGUGGGACGCCUGCCUGCCUGCCUGCCUGCCUGUCUGUCUCCUGAAGGUGAUGCUAGGAUUAAUGAAGUUUUUUGUACAUAAUUUUGUACUGGAAGGCUUGUACAUUGAAGUACAUUCCCUAGCAAUAAAGUGUCAGUGGAU
Scylla paramamosain (green mud crab) is the source of this 11085-nucleotide messenger RNA. It is a transcript of the gene ttv, whose product is annotated as exostosin-1-like. Gene Ontology annotation, molecular function: glycosyltransferase activity. Gene Ontology annotation, cellular component: membrane. Bases 660 to 2855 code for a protein of 731 amino acids. NCBI's taxonomy places the organism in Eukaryota, Metazoa, Arthropoda, Malacostraca, Decapoda, Portunidae. The record is from RefSeq and is a predicted model, not a curated record. The transcript has 8 exons.